Messenger RNA from Fibroporia radiculosa, 1527 nucleotides. RefSeq lists its product as uncharacterized. Bases 1 to 1527 code for a protein of 508 amino acids. Lineage: Eukaryota; Fungi; Basidiomycota; Agaricomycetes; Polyporales; Fibroporiaceae. The transcript has 2 exons. The record is from RefSeq and is a predicted model, not a curated record.
AUGCUGAACAGAACCGCCGGUUCCCUCAGUCGUAAUGCGACGCCUCUCUCACCUGCUCUCCUCAAACUCGAACCCGAGCAGCGCGUCAGGCUCAUCAGGUCAGGCCAGAAAGUCGGUCGCGUCUUGGGUGCGGCGCCCGUCAUAGACAUUGUAUCGCCCACAACCACCUCGUUUGCUCCCCCAACAUCAGCAGGCAUUCGAUCUGCGAUCGCACAGCACUCUCCAAUCGCAUUUGUCAACACUGUGGUGUCCGGCGUGACUGCUCACGAACGUACGCCCAAAUCGCCCGUCGUGCACUUCACAAUCGGCGCUGCUACCCGUUUUGCCGGAAAGAAUGACCAGCCCGCUCGCCCUCGCCCGAUGAGGCCCACAGAUAGGACACUUCGUCGCAAGAACAUUCCUGCUGCGUUACCCUUGGGUCAGACACAACGUACUGAAGCGUUGCCUCUGUCUCCGUUCCGUUUUGGCACCCUGAAUAUGAGCAUGCCGCAUACCCCGUCCCUGUCGCCUCUUUCCCCGCUCUCGCCGUUUUCGCCCAUUACGACGGAUAAGCUGGAGCGAGCUAAGGUACAGAAACUGCAGAAGCUUGAGCAGCUUGCGCAGUGUGCGUCUGUGGGGCUCCCGCGGGAGCUGAUCUACCCCUCCUUCGGUCAAGUCGAGGAGAAGGCAGAAAAAGUCACGACCUUCCUGGACCUGUACAAGAUGCGCGCAGAGGACGACGGCGAUGCCCACCAAACGCGUUCGGCGUUCCGCACUGAAGAUGGCAGCUCUGGCGCCAAGAUCAUGUCCCGACCCGUGCAGCGCGAAAGCAGACGUAUGAGCCGGACAACGCUGAUGCCCAAACGCCGCAGCCGCUCUGUCGGGGACUUCCACAGCUUUGCAGACGUGCUCGAGAUCCGUAGUCCUCGUUUUGCUAUCCCGCACGAGCCACGCCUCAGCCGUCAGCUGCACUCGCCUGGCGUGAUGGCGCCCCCGCCCACUGCCGCUUCGCUGCACUGCGAUGUCAGCGGCGAUGCCCGGGUGGGCUCCCCCUCCGUCUACUCGCAGGCCUCCGCCGAAUCGGACGCGGCCGCGCUCGUCCCGUCGCCUCCUCCCAUCUGGCCCAAGUCGCCAAUGAGUCCAGGCAGGCAGCGGGCGCGGUCCGUCUCGCGCGCGAAGCAGAGCAUCAUCGGCACAGACGCGGUGCUCAUGGCCGCGUUCCGCACACGCUUCGGCACGCGCCCGCUCGACUUUGGCGUCGCGCCGUUCCCCGCGCCCACGGGGCCGCUCCCGUCGCCGCCCAUGUCGCCCUCGCUUCCAGACGUGCGCUCGCCCCGCGUGCCCUACUGGGUGCGCAGCUCCUUCCGCCCGCGCGACUCCCUCCUGGUGCUGCAGCGCGCCGAGGGCACGGGGGACCCGCCUGUGAACACCAAACGCGCGUCGCGCACGACGCUCCGCGCACGGCGCAUCGAGCGCAGGAUGGGUUGGGGUGGGCAGUGGAACCAGGGGAACUUGGCUGGGAUGAUCGAGUCUCUGAAGGAGCUGUGA